This is a messenger RNA of Orussus abietinus, 906 nucleotides long. It is a transcript of the gene rho-6, whose product is annotated as protein rhomboid. Gene Ontology annotation, molecular function: serine-type endopeptidase activity. The record is from RefSeq and is a predicted model, not a curated record. Gene Ontology annotation, cellular component: membrane. Lineage: Eukaryota; Metazoa; Arthropoda; Insecta; Hymenoptera; Orussidae. The coding region runs from base 1 to 906 and encodes 301 amino acids. The transcript has 4 exons.
AUGGACGCCGAAGCAGCGCUCUUGGACACCUCGCCGACGUCUUCGACGCUCUCCUCCCCGGACCUGACGAAAUCCACCUACCCCGAGACUGGAUCCCUCUGUUCCCCGAACUCACCGACGAUCAUCACGCCGAUCCUGAAGAAGGGCCGGGACGACGACGUCACCCCCAGGCCCACCCCCAGGCACCCACCAGCGAUCCGGAAACAGAAGUUCCGAAUGCGACCUCCGUACCUCAUGAUCUGCAUCAGUAUUAUCGAGAUCACCGUCCACUGCCUCGGGGACGAGGCUACCCUGCGGAGGUGGCUUGUCUACGACCCUCGACAGAGAGUUCAAGGGUGGAGGUUCGCCUCGUACAUGCUCCUCCACUCGAACGCACUCCAUCUCGCACUCAACGUGGUCAUUCAGCUGGUCCUGGCAACGCCACUCGAGGUGGAGCAGGGGCGCCUGGGGGUGGCGACGAUUUACCUAGGAGGUGGGGUGUGCGGUGCCCUGGGAGCCUCCCUUCUUCAGCCCAGCCUUUACCUGGUGGGAGCAUCGGCAGGGGUUUACGCCUUGCUGACCAGUCACCUGGCUCACCUGUACCUGUGCCACGGGGAGCUGCGCUACGCAGGUUGGAGGCUGGGAGCCGUGCUGCUGCUGGCAGGUGCCGAUGUGGCGUCCCUUCCGGUUCCGGCCUUGCUGGGAUGUGGUCGAGUCGGAUGGGCAGCCCACGUGGCAGGUGCUCUGGCGGGGCCUCUUCUAGGUCUCGCCGUUUUCCCCAACCAGAGCAAAAAGGACGCCAGGGGGCGCAGGUUCGUCCGCUUCGUCAGGUUUCUCUCGGCAGUGAGCGUGAUGCUGCUGGUGAUCGGCGCCAUCCUGGGGAACGUCUAUCUGAUCGCUCUGCCGCAGCUGAGGAAGGCCUCCUGA